Linum trigynum is the source of this 537-nucleotide messenger RNA. The record is from the annotation of a GenBank genome assembly. NCBI's taxonomy places the organism in Eukaryota, Viridiplantae, Streptophyta, Magnoliopsida, Malpighiales, Linaceae.
AUGGAUUUUGUUAAGGCACAUCUUAACUCCAAAAUACUCGUGUUUCUUUCUACCUGUAAACAGGUGAUUUUUUUUGUUGUUGAAGCAUUUAAGAAGUGGAGGCCCGGAAUUUCGCUAAAAUGCCUUCACGGGAGGAUGAAGCAGGAGAGAAGGAUAAAUAUUUAUUCCCAAUUAUGUGAACAACGUUUUGUUCUCGUUUCCACUGAUGUGGCUGCUAGAGGUCUUGACUUCAACAAAGUAGUUGACUGGGUUGUCCAAGUAGAUUGUCCAGAAGAUGUUGCAUCCUAUAUACACAGACUUGGUCUAAUUUAUAAAGCAAACAUGAAAAGGAUACAACCAAUGUAUGGACUGCUUUCAGCUUUGUUGGUGAAGCAUUUUGAACUGCAAGAGCUUGUUGUAAAGGCGUUCAUAAGAUACAUGCAAUGUAUACAUAUUCAGAAGGAAAAAGACGCAUUUGAUGUGUUGCAAUUACCCAUUGAUGAAUUUGCAGCUUCAAUGGGUCUGGCUCUCACCCCUAAUAUUCGUUUUGUAAACUGA